GCCUACAACAACAACACGCCAACCUACAACCAGACAACAGCUGCACAACCAACCUACAACCACUAGCCAACAACCUUCCGCCAAGCAGUCUACAACUCGCCGACCAUCGCUCCCCAACAGCCAACAGAUGUUCAACCAGACAGCAUCCAGCCCUGUUGUCACCAGCCAACCUUCAACCUUUGCCCCCACGACCUUUGCCCCCACGACCUUUGCCCCCAGCUCACUGCAGCAGCUGGAGCAGCACUUUUCCAAGCGGUUCAUGUCCGGUUUUGACGAGGCUCCCUUCAGCAAGACCACCGCCCUCACCACCACCAACAACGUUUCCAUGACGACCGUCGCCACCACCGUUACCAUGACGACCGCCGCCGUGUCCAGCCGGACCGGGACAUCAGCGUCCGACGGUUCCGCGGUUGCCAUGGCGCCCAAGUUCAAGGCGCCGCCGCCCCCCACCAACGGGGUGAAGCCUGCGGCCAGCAGUGAGAACGACGGCGUGACCUCCCCAGCCGACAGCAGAACUCUCUCGCCCGCCGUGCUGUCUCCCGCACAGGUCAAAGGCCAGGGGACGGGGGAUCAAAGUUCGAAGCCGAUGUCGCCAGCGGUGGCGGUGAAGUCGCCUGCAGUACCCCCGCCUGCCCAGCAGGGGUCCUCGCCGGCGCCGGUGCCCUCCCCCAAACCGAAGCGUGGACCAUCGCCCGCCCUGGCGAACUCGCCCGCGGUGCAGUCGCUACGAUCACCAGCUCCCGGUUCACCCUUCGCUCAGCCCCUCAAGUCGCCACUGGAGAAAAAGUCGCCAAAGGUUCCGCCGCCCUUGAAGUCACCUUCCGAGGUCAAAUCCCCCAUGAUGCCGCAGCGGCAGUCGCCGGGCCUGAGAUCUCCCACAAUCCCCCAGGAGUCGGGCGGCAGCGUUCCGAGCUCGCCCGCCGUGCCCAUCAAAUCCCCCGCCGUCCUGAAAUCUCCCAGCAUGCCCAACAACUCUCCCAUGAUGCAACAGGUGAAGUCGCCGAUGCGGCGGCAGGAAAGCUCGCCCGUCGUUACCAUGGUGAGGCAGGAGAUCCCCAAGACCAUGAUGCCGCAGGAGAGGUCGCAGGUCAUCCCCACCACCAUGCGACCCUUGUUGCCACGGCAACCCCAGCAGCUGGACACCAUGAGCCAAGGUCAGAGGCUGGCCAUGAUGGCAGGUCAAAGUGCAAUGUUAGGUCAGAGUUCGAUGGGGAUGUCCGUCGCCUCAUCGGGACAGUUCGGCCAUCAGAUGGGCGGUUUCCCGCGGCAACCGUCGCCGGGGCAACGGCACAUGCUUGGGCGCGGGCCGGCGCAGUACCUGGCGCGGCCGCCAGGGGGUGAUGUGGAGCCGCAGUCGAGGGGAAACAUCAUGUACUCGCAGUCACAGCUGGUGCAGAUGCAGGCCCGCUACAUGGCCGGGCUCCGACAGGACACCCCCGCCCAGACAAUGGUACCUCCCGGGAUGAGACAACAGGACACCCCCGCCGCAGGAAUGAUCCCUUCCCAGCCCAGGCCCAGCUUCGAGCCGCAGGCACCGGUGGAAAUCGGACCAAACACAGAGUUCGCGCUGGCUUUCCAGAAACGCGGGCCCCCCUCCCCACCACAGAACAGGUUCCCCAGCCCACAGCAGGCCCACCCCCCACACCCUGGGGAGCACAGGUACCCCCACCCUGGGGACAUCCGCUUCAGCGAGGCUCAACAGAUCAUGGAUGCAAGAUAUCCCCACCCAGGGGAGAGCAGGUUUCCCCACCCCAGUGACAGUCGAUUUCCCCACCCAGGGGAAAGAUUUCCCCACCCUGGUGACACUAGGUUUCCCCACCCUGGGGAGAGUAGGUUUCCCCACCCUGGUGACAGAAUUCCCCACCCAGGGGAAGGCAGGUUCCCCCACCCCCAACAAGGCACCCAGAGAUACAUGCACCCUGGUGAGAGGUACCCCCACCCUCAGCAGGCGUUGGACAGGUUCCCCGCCCCGGGGGAGGGUCGUUACGCCCCAGGGGAGGGGAGGUACGCCCCAGGGGUGGGGGAGAGCCGGUACAUGGCGCAGCGGAUGGCCGGGAUGCUACAGGACGGGCUGGAGGAGGCGAGCCUGAUGGACCGCUCCGUCGCGCUGCAGAACUUACAGAACAUGCUGGGGGGCCCGCCGCGUGCCAUGGCAGCCGAGUCGCUAGGCAACAGCAUGGAGGCGUUUCCCGGGCAACGGCAGAUGGUGGAGGAGAUGAGGUCGCAGGAGGCCGUGCAGAGCAUGCUGGGAAGGAUGAUGCAGCAAUCCCACAAUGCCAUGGGAAACGUGCCCAUGCCGAAGUCGGUCAUGUCCGCCGGACUUACCCAUGGUGCAAUGCAGGGGCCGAGGAUGUCGCCGCCCUACAGCGCAGCCGACGGAGGUCAAGGGUCAGUGGGCCAGAUGUCAGGGGGUCAAAUGUCGCCUGGGAGCAUGAUGUUCAAAGCGCCUGUGGGUCCAGUGGGGGAUGCUGGGAUGCGUGGGGAGGGGGGCGUGCACAUGCAGGACAUUCAGCAGACGCGGAAGGCGCAGCGCUUCGUGUUGCCCACGGAAACACCAACCAGAACGCUGCAGUACUUUCCCGCGGGGAAGCCCGCCGACCGGGCGCCGCACCCCGGCGCCAUGCAGCCCGCCAUGAGCGUCCCGAACCUUUCAGCCAAUCAGGAGCCGCAGAAGAGAAUCUCCUUCUCCGAGGAAAACCUGAUGCAAGCUGGGAGCAGAGCAAUGAACCCUGGGUAUCCUGCAAUGAACCAUGGGUACUCGGGCUACCCUGGACAGUAGGACUAUGUGGUGCGGGGGGGUGCAGGGUUGAGAAAUGUUGCCAUAUCCAGUGAAACUACAUAGAGCAGGACAUGAGAUAUAUUUGUACAUACGUGUUUUGCAGGGCAUGGUGGGUAUGACCUUUGACCAGCCCGCUGAUGUGUCCCUUGACCUUGUUGUUCCAUGAAGUUCUGCAUGUAUUCUGGCCGUGGUGUGGAUCUCUGCGACCCCUGUCCUCUGACCUGACCUGACCCUGAUGUUGUAAGGUCACGACCCUGACCUGACCUCUACAUCUUAUUCUACUUUUCCCGGAAAAGAAACACAAUUUCCAGGAGACAACAUUUUGAGAAAAGACUCUUUCAGAAAGCACAAAACAUCCUGUAGCUCUAAACACACCCAGUAUGGGAAAGUUUUUUUUUUUCCUACCAUUUCGAAAACUUUAAUUUAAUGGAGAUGGUCCACAUAGAAUAUGCAAAGCUAGAAAAUGUAAACCAAAGCUACUACUGUCAGAAAAGAUUUAACCCUGAAACACAAGUCAGGUCAGGUUAGAAAUUUGAUACCUUGAUGUUCUGUCUCCCAGAGAUGUUGCCACCAGACCUUUUGUAGCGAUGUGAGGGAACAACAGCAGUGGACAGUGGGGAUUUUUUGUGCAGCAAGUUGAAACUGUAAUUUCCAACACAAGAAAUUGGACUCACCCAAAU
This is a messenger RNA of Branchiostoma belcheri (Belcher's lancelet), 3459 nucleotides long. RefSeq names its product proline-rich protein 36-like. Lineage: Eukaryota; Metazoa; Chordata; Leptocardii; Amphioxiformes; Branchiostomatidae. The coding region runs from base 128 to 2779 and encodes 883 amino acids. The record is from RefSeq and is a predicted model, not a curated record. The transcript has a single exon.